AGGAUGGAGCCACAGCAUUCAUAAUGGCUGUAAAAACACCUCUGAGGGAGCUAGUGAGGGCAGGGAGUGACCUCAACCUCCAGAACCAGGAGGGACUCACUCCACUAAUGAUAGCUGCCAGGAGUGGGAGAACUGCUGACAUUACUAAAAUUGUACUGGAGGGAGAACACAUCAACCUGGACAUUCAGGAGAAGAGAACAGGAUGGUCAGCUCUCCACUUCUCUGCUGAGAGAGGAAACGCAGCAACCACAGAAGCACUGCUCAAGGCAGGAGCUAACCCUCACCUCAAAGACAAGGAUGGUGACUCUGCUUUGACUCUAGCAGCCUGGUGUGGUCACACUGAUGUUGUUGUGGAGCUGGUGAAAGCAGGAGCCUAUUUGGACCUACAGAAUAAGAAUGGAGACACAGCAGUCAUAAUAGCUGUAAAGAGCCAUGAACCAGACACUCUGAGGGAGCUAGUGAGGGCAGGGAGUGACCUCAACCUCCAGAACCAGGAGGGACUCACUCCACUAAUGAUAGCUGCCAUGAGUGGGAGAACUGACAUUACUAAAAUUCUACUGGAGGGAGAACACAUCAACCUGGACAUUAAGGAGAAGGUGGGAACCCACAGAGCAAUUGGUGAAGGCAGCAGUGCCAACUAUCUAUGGUUGCCACCUGAGGUGCUGUAACUACUCUCUCAUGGUACAGAGAACAGGGCGGUCAGCCCUCCAUUUCUCUGCUGAGGAAGGAGACUCAGCUACCACAGAAGCACUGCUCAAGGCAGGAGCUAAUCCUCACCACAAAGACAAGAAUGGGGCAACAGCAAUGGAGAUUACUGAACAACGAGCUCAAUCUAGCCUUGUGUCCAAGACAUUGCCAAUGAGAGAGAUGAUGACUCAACCCAGCCUUUAUGCUAGUCAGCUUUCGCUGAGACAUCGGAGACAGCGCAGGUCGGAGAUCAAAUAUCUUAAAGGAGGCAAGGCAAUGAGAGCCACGAGCCGUUAUGAUAGUCAGUAUGGGGUAACAGCAAUGGAGCUCGCUCCCCUUGUGUCCCAGUCAGUGAGAGAGAUGAUGACUACUCUACCCAGCCGUUUUGCUAGUCAGCGUGCUGUGAGACGUCUCAAGUCGGAGAGCAAAGAUCUUGAAGGAGAUGAUACUAGUUCCAUGCUCAAACUAGAGGGACAAGAGCUCGAGUCUGAGGGCAGAGAUCCCACAGCAGGACAGCAGUCUCAAGUCAGAAAGAAAAUGACACCAGAGAUGGACCCUGAACAUAGUCCAGACUUUGAUUUGUAAAGUUAGUGUACUUGUUCUGAGGGAUAAUGUCAUGUGUUUAUCCAAUAAACAUGUUUGAG
Molecule: messenger RNA, 1331 nt
Organism: Geodia barretti
Lineage: Eukaryota; Metazoa; Porifera; Demospongiae; Tetractinellida; Geodiidae
Source: the annotation of a GenBank genome assembly